AUGCCGGAGGAUCCGGAAACGUUCCUCGCACUUCUGGAAUCGCGAUUCCAUUUUUUACAUGAAUAUUUACAUAUUUACAUAAAUAUCCCUGUGCACAACCCGUACGACGUGCUCAAAGAAGCACUUCUUCGUCGUAUGGCAGUUUCAGAAGAGAAGCGCAUCCACCUCCUCUUGUCAGGGAUCCAAUUGGGAAACUUCAAGACGUCCCAGUUGUUGCGUCAAAUGCGUGCGUUAGUCGGCAACACCACACUGGACGACUCCGUACUACGCCAGAUUUGGCUUCAACGGCUUCCACCAUACGUCCAGAGUAUUCUGAAUGUUUUCGCACACGCCCAUAGUCUAGACAAACUAGCACAGACUGCUAACCAAGCAAUGGAGCAGGCUCAACUUUUCUAG
Molecule: messenger RNA, 396 nt
Organism: Echinostoma caproni
Lineage: Eukaryota; Metazoa; Platyhelminthes; Trematoda; Plagiorchiida; Echinostomatidae
Source: the annotation of a GenBank genome assembly